Molecule: messenger RNA, 3494 nt
Organism: Carassius gibelio (silver crucian carp)
Lineage: Eukaryota; Metazoa; Chordata; Actinopteri; Cypriniformes; Cyprinidae
Product: 3 beta-hydroxysteroid dehydrogenase/Delta 5-->4-isomerase
Exons: 3
Coding region: 1203-2327 (374 amino acids)
Biological process (GO): steroid biosynthetic process
Molecular function (GO): 3-beta-hydroxy-Delta5-steroid dehydrogenase (NAD+) activity
Source: RefSeq, a predicted model, not a curated record
AUCUGACAGAAAAUAUGAAAAAUUUUUGCAUUUAAAAAUAUUACUGUUUGCGCUGUAAUUUCUUUGUGGGUGUUUUUAUUCCUUUAUUAUUCAGGUAGGCCAGUCGAGAAAGGACAGGAAAGCAUUCAGUAGAGAAAGGGGGCUGGAUCAAAACCUCGAAACGGGAAGCUAAACUUGCUGACAAGAUUUUUUUUUUGCAUUUUAGCCUUUUAUUAUGAUAGGACAGAUCAGAGCUGACAGGAAGUGAAGAAGGAGAGAGAAAAGGGGCAGAACCGGGAAAGGCCCUCAAGUUGGGAUUCGAACUUGGGAAGCAAUAUGUUGGCGAGCUACCCACAAGGCUAUUGGCACCUGAAGUUGCAAUGUAAUUCUAAUCGCAUUAAUGCAAAUUUGCUGAGCAUAAGAUACUUCUUUCAAAAACAUUAGAAAAAUCUUACUGACCCCAAACUUUUAAACAGUAAUGAAUAAUCACCACUGACAAAAUUAAAAUUAAUUGAGAUGUAAUCCACAUAUUGUACAUGGUUGUGUGAACAGAACAGAAUGUGCCGUACAACCUUGAGAGGUUCAUGUUUUGGUCAUAAUCAGAAGACAAAGAACAUCCCAGGGUCAUGAUGUUUGAUGUUUAAGUCAGUUUUUGUAAAACAAAUGUUGGUAUUUUAUUCUAGUAGUGUUUUAGUAAAACAGCAGUUUUUUUAAAUAAUAGUAAAACUAAAUAAAUAAUAAUUGAAAUAAUAAUUAAAAAAAAUGUUUUGCACAAGAUACAAAUAUGCUAAAAAUAUAGUCUAUUAAAACAAACAAUUUAACUUGAGAAAUAGUUACUAUACCCCUACAAUCUCCUUAUGUAUCUUUCACAUUGUCUAUUUGAUCAUAUGUAACAUUGUUGGACUGAUAAAACCUAUUCAGUUGAUUUCAUGGCUUCUUUUUGUAAAACAGCAAUCCAAAAAAAAAAAAUACAUCAAAUUAAGCAGACUGCUGGCCAACACCUUGACACUGUUCUCAACUCCCAUCCCCAGUCCAUGGCAUUGAAGCUGUCCUUGGCAAUAAUGCUUAAAACUGCACCACCCUCCCAGUCUGUCUGCUCCACCAUCUCUAAAGGCUCAUCACAUCACCGUGGUUUCCAGACUCUGCCCUCUGGAUCGGUUUCAUCAAAGUGGCAUUAAUACAAAGUGUUGCCCAGGAGUGAAGUGGUGCUGGUGGCAAUUGCCAUGACUCUGUCAGGAGAUGUGUGUGUUGUGACGGGAGCCUGCGGGUUUCUGGGAGAAAAGCUGGUCAGGCUGUUGCUGGAAGAGGAGAAGCUUUCUGAGAUCCGACUGCUGGAUAGAAAAAUAAAGUCUGAGCUAAUACAGUCUCUUGAUGAUUGCAAGGGAGAGACUAAAGUGAGUGUUUUGGAGGGUGAUAUCAGGGACCGUGAGCUACUGCGAAGAGCAUGUAAAGGAGCAGCACUGGUUUUCCACACUGCAUCUCUCAUCGAUGUCACUGGAGCAGUUGAAUACAGUGAAUUAUAUGGAGUUAAUGUCAAAGGAACAGAGCUGCUGCUCGAGACCUGCAUCCAAGAAAACGUGGCCUCCUUAAUUUAUACUAGCAGCAUUGAGGUGGCUGGUCCCAAUCCCCAUGGUGAUCCAAUAAUCAAUGGUAAUGAGGACACCCCUUACUCCUCCUGUCUUAAGUUUAGCUACAGCAAAACCAAGUAUGAGGCUGAACAGAUUUGCCUUCAGGCCAGUGGAGAGCUGCUCCGUAAUGGAGGUCAUCUGGCUACCUGUGCACUGAGGCCCAUGUUCAUCUAUGGACCAGGCUGUCGAUUUACUUUAGACCACUUGAGGAAUGGAAUCCGCAAUGGAAAUGUGCUGAUGAGAACAUCACGACGAAAUGCAAAAGUGAAUCCUGUAUAUGUGGGAAACGCAGCCCUGGCACAUUUACAAGCAGGCCGGGCCCUCAAAGAUUCCCAGAAAAGGGCCGUGAUGGGUGGAAACUUCUAUUACAUCUCAGACGACACACCGCCUAUAAGCUACUCAGACUUUAACUAUGCUGUUCUUUCACCAUUAGGCUUUAGGAUAAAAGAGAGGCCCAUUCUGCCCUUCUCACUUCUGUAUCUUCUGGCGUACCUCAUGGAACUACUGCACGUUGUGCUCCGACCCUUCCUGAAGUUCACUCCUCCCUUAAACAGGCAGCUACUGACCAUGUUAAACACACCCUUUAGUUUCUCAUAUCAAAAGGCCCACAGGGAUUUUGGAUAUUGCCCUCGCUAUGACUGGGAAGAGGCACGUAAGUGCACUAGCGACUGGUUAGCAUCUGUCUUACCCAUAGAGAGACAACAAAUGAACUUGAAAUAAAUUAACAGUCAUGUUCUGCCUGAUUUUCUUCUAAUUAGAUCCACGGUAGUAGAAAACAUUCACUCUCUAAUGUUUAGUGAAUAAUGCUUGUUUUAUGGUUAAAAAAUGGCUGAAUAUUAUUUACCCAUAUAUAACAAAUAGAAAUAAAUAUCCAUUUAAAGAAAUAGUAAGAAGUAGUAAUAGAAAAGUACUAAAACAUUUUACUUAUUUCAAAAAGUAAAAGAUUUUAUGACUUGAAUAAAGACAAAUCCAGCAUCAGUGUUGUUGAGAUAGUACUUAAUGCAUUUCAAAUGCCUUGCAAUUAAACAAUAUGUUGUGGUAAUUCAUAAGCCUACCUGUCCGAGUCUGUACAUUACUCCACUUGUCUGUUGGUGUUGUUUAGUGGUGAGGAGAUUUCAGUGACCCAUAUUGCAUGUUGUUUUUAUUCAUUUACCAACAUACGGAGAACAAACCAUUUUGAGGAAACAUGCCAAGUAUCAUGAAUAUUUGAUAAAUGCUGUGAAAUUGAUGAUUGAAUGUAAUUAUAACUUUUAUAUAUGAUAUCCAAAUAAAAUUGAAAACAGAUUCAUCAGCUUGCCUGACAGGAUGAAAUAUAUUGCUGUCCAUUUAAAAUGAAAAAAAACAAUUUUGUCUCUUUUAAGAAAAUAAUAUAUACUUUAAAAUUUCAUGAAUGACAUUAAUAACAUUCUGUAAGCACAAGAAGCAUUUCUGUGAAAUGUACUAUUUUUGCAUCACAAUAUUACAGUCAUUGUAUAUAUUAUAUGAUUUAAAAUCAUUUUGCAUGCUAAAAUAACAUAAAAGCAAGUGCAACAACCUGCUCACCAUCUGACCUAUGACAUCUUAUGACACGUAAUUUAUGUAAAACAAUUUAUUAUGGGUCCACAUACACCAAAUAUCGUAAAAAGAGAAGGAUGAAGAAGCCCAUCAGUUCCAGUUAUUAAAAAAUUAGCCAUUAUUCAAUACUUCAUCAUCAUGACAUACUGUUGUGAUUGUACCAUCCGAAAUAGGCUUUGUCCCUCCUCCUCAUCCUGAGUCAGCUCGUAUUUUUUAAAGUGAAGAAAAGUGAACCGAGGCAUCGGAGCUUGUGUCGAGAAUAAAUGGGCGUGCCAGAUGAAGCCUCGAUUCAAAGCCUGGGUAGCUGCUACCUAGAAAUCACGUGACCAAUGU